GGCGACGGGGUGGUGUGAAGACGCAGCAUACGCGCAUCUUUGCAAUUUAGUCAACAAUCUUACAUACUUUUAGUUACCUACUCGCAGUUUUACAUAGGUGUACUCGUAAUUAUUCAUUCGCGUACGUGUACAGUAAUAGAGAAAUUGAUUGGUGUUCGAUCAAUAGUGUGAACUUGAACUCGGGUAUUUUUGAAAAUUGAAAAUUACGCGAUUCGGUGUGUCAGUGUAACGUAAAUGGUGAAAACGAUGCAAUCGACGAUCGGACGUCAACAACCUGGAUAAUACACUUCUCUAGGUACACAGAUAAGCGAAUAUAACGAAAAUCGUUCAACGUCAAAGAUGCCUGGAGGCGCAGGUACACGGAAUUUGACCGUCGCCGGAGGAGGCUCGCAUAUAUAUCCUCUAAAAGGCGGCAGAAAUCGAACCGAACUGGCUCAAAUGUACGUAGACAUAGCCAUAAAUUGCGGACUAUCGGCUUCCAUUCUGCUGCUGGGCUUUCAUCUGCUCGUGUUCGCUCUAGUCGACGAUUUACGCAAUCUGAUGGGCAAAAAUUUAGCUUCGUUUUGCACUGCCCUGCUUCUGGAAUACACGAGCACAUUGAUCAGCGGCCAGCUCAAAGGUACGGCCUGCUACGUCAACGAAAUCGCCGCUUAUUAUUUCAUCAUGGCGUCGGCCUUCUGGAUGCUGACUAUGUCAUUCGACGUUCGGCAAACGGUACACUCGUCUACUAAUGAAAUGGCGCUGUCGGGAUCCAACAACACCGGCAAACAGGGCAAAAAAUUCGUAUUUUAUUCGUUAUGGAGCUGGUUAAUGCCAGCUCUGCUGACUGCGCUCGUUUUUUUCAUAUUGCCCAAACUUAUUUCUGACUUCGACUUGGAUUAUCAGGAUUUCAAUCGCGAGAAAUGCUCGUUUCUCGAAACUGACAUGAUGUACAUAUUCGUCACCUCGGUAUUCGGCAUCAUUCUCGCUGUUAAUACUUAUUUUUUCAUCAGUUCCGUCAUACGCAUAUAUACUACACAAUCGGCAGUCAGAAGGACUACCAAUAAUAUGAAAUUCAAAAAUUAUUUCCAAUUGUACAGCAGACUUGCGAUAAUCAUGGGAGUAACGUGGACCGCUGAAUUUAUAAUAUAUUACUACGAAUUUGAUAUUUUAUGCCUUACUUUUAAAAUUAUCAACACGUUCGAAGGAUUAUUCAUCGUUCUCGCCUUCACCUGCCGUAAAGAAGUGCUGCUCAACGUUAAAUCCUUACAUAUAGCCAAGAGUUUACGUGAUACAACCUUCCAUCGUUAUAUGAGUGUAAGAAAAUUUUAAAAAGACUCAAAACCAAGUACCUUUGGGUAUCUACGUACAUUAGUAGGGUGUGCUGAAUGAAAAACAAAUCCUAGAUUUGAGUAAAAAUUAAUGAGGAAAUUUACUUUAAACAGGAGAGACUACCCAGAAAAAUGAUGUGCCUUCUGCUGUACAAGAAGUUGAGCCGGAGGUUCCCAAAGUGGGGUUGUUUUUCCAAGAAUCGUGGUUUUUGCCAUUUUUCGGUAGUGUAUUCCGAAAAGUGUCAAAAACUAUGAUAUUUUCAUUAAUGACGCCACUUUGAGGACCCCUGGAUCAGCUCUCUGUACGGCUCAGCUUGAGGUGGCUCAGAAUUUUUCUGGGUAGUCUUCCUUUUGAAGCAAAGUUUCUCACAAUUUUUCGAUUUUUUUACUGUACACUAAUUUUAAUAUCGCACAUUCGGAGUAAUAAUGUCAUCGUAACUCAGAAAGCUAAUUUUUAGGAAACGACGAUUCAAGCUGCUUUUAUCGUUUCAUUUUUUGAUUUUAUUAUUUGAAAUGAUCAAUUAAAAAACAUUUUUGAAGACUUUGAAGUCGCUUCUUUUCAAAAAAUAUGUGCAUUUUUAUUGAGCUUUGGCUUUGUUGCUUUGGUAUUGAACGUCAUCAGAAAACAUUUUGAAGUAGUACAUAUGAUUUUUCAACUUGAGUAGAAUUUUCAUGGCAUCAAGGUUUUGAUCAUGAAUAAUCAGCUCUGAAGCCGUUUGAUAUGUUUAUGUACAUACGUACAUAGCAAGUCAUAGGGUAGUAAAUCACACGUUGCCGAGUACUUCCAGUACAGGAGGUACAUAAGAUAAGAACCACCCAACAGGGUGAAGGCAAGAUGCACUAUGUCACAUGCCCCUAACUUAAGUUAUUUUCCGUUCACAUAUUAAUGAACAUAUUAAUAAAUUCUCUAAGUCGUUGUAGAUCUCGAGCUUUCUUUUUCUCUGCGUCAGUUUUUGCUCUUCUAUAUUGAUCAAAUAAAACAGCAUGUGAUUGAGAUUUGAGCGGUUUGGUAUAUCGUUGUAAUUCUGACGUUGACAUCCUACCGAGAAUGAAUAAAUCAUUCUUUACUUCGAUGAUACAAAAUGGUACUCGGAUUGUUUCUGUACCUAAUAACAUUUUAAUUUCAGCCAGAAUAGACACAGGUCUGAUAAUCGAAUCGUCUGCUGAUUUCAACUCGACUUUGUGUUUCAAGUUUUUGAUUUUCACCCAGUCUGGAAAAUUUUCCCAUAGCCGAUCCGACAGUUGGCGGGAAAUUAAAUUUGGAAAUGCCCCAGAGAGUCCAAUUCUAAUCCAACUUUUUCAGUGCCAAUUAUUACAUCAAUAAUGCACGUGGGGUCUUCAAUCUCUUCUUCAAAUGAAGGAUACGCGCAACAGUCGAAUCUCCGCCGGUGGUGGUUGGCUAUUGACAAAUAUACAUAAUAGCGCAUCUUGCUUUCGAGUUCCACUACGACGAUUCUAUUUUAAUCCAUCAGCCAUAUCUUCAAUUUUUAUUUCCAUCUUAAACUUCUUUAAUUUCCUCAUUGUACUAAAUUGUUUUUUUCUUGAAAACAUUUUUUUUUGGAGGGAAUAAUAUGUUUAUUGUUGAGAUAGAGGCAAUUCAAUCAAUGCAUCGAAGUCCGUUGGAUCACUGUCUGUUGACAUCUUCCUUGUUUGUGUACUUUUUUCGAAAAAUUAGAUGGUACGUGAUCCUCCUCUCCAAGGACAUUUUUUGGAAUUUCUUUUGAUCUAAUGAAGCUAUAGAGAAAAACUGAAAAGCUUCAGUAUUUCAGUUCACUUUUUUUUGCCUUCAAAAGCUUGUGAAUAAAAUCUUUACAGCUUUCACUGCCACAUUUCUUCUUGGGAAUAUGCCAUUCAUUUGGCUUGCAUCUUCGACGUGGUGACAGGAAAAUUCAUCCUGUGAAAAUUAAUAUCGCGAAAUUCAUCUUGUGAAAAUUAAUAAUGCGGAAAAUUCAUAGUGGGGAAAAUUAAUAUCGCAAAAUUCAUAUUGUACAAAACUUAAGCAUUUAUUACAAAUAUCACAAAGACAGAGCAAAAAAAGGUGUACCACUUGCUUAAUUUUCUCAUGAAUUAUUUCCUUGGAUAAAGAUUAUUGGGUUGGGAGGCUGGAGGUACUGAAUUAAUACACAAAAUUCCAGUGAAACCUUGUCAGAAAUAACACGUUCAAUAUCGAUUUUCUUCACUUUUACCUCGUAAAAUUCAACUCUUUUUGCUUUGUAGAGCGGUGUAUGAGCCGAAUCCGGCCCAUUGUUGGUAUCAAUGCAAGUAUGUUGGGACUUUGUUAACCAUGUAUGCCAAAAAUCAGCCUGAUCCGGCCCCUAUAACACUUUACACAGCAAGAAGAGUUGAAUUUUCCGUGCUGAAAUUGAAGAAAGUCGCUGUUGAACGUGUUCUUUUUGACAGAUUUUGCUGAAAUUUUGUGUAUGAAUGCAGCACCUCUCCCUCAUCAUAUUCCCCUUCCCCGCCCACUUUUUUAAUUAAAGAAAAAAAAUAAUAAUGUAGAAAUUAAGGGAUUGGUACACUUUUUUCGCUCCCAUGAACAGUUGAGUAGUGAACAAAAUGGAUUUUUAGGUAUUUGAUGAAAUAUCCACUCUUCUCUCGAUACCGGAGUGUGUUCUCGUUCGCCUAAAAGAAAUGAAUCUGCCAAUGACGAAGUUGAGUUACUUCUAUCAAAGUAGUAUUUGCUUUUCAAUCUUGCAAAUUCAGCGAUUCGCCAGAUUUUCGAAGCUCGAUCAUUAAUUCUACGGAAACAAUGUUUCCGGGAUUUCUGAAUACCCCGCGCCCCGCCUGAAAAGAAAUCACCUAGUCUUGAAAUUAUAAAUACAGCUAGUUCAAGUGUAUUCGCCUCGCAGACGACGACGCAGAAUCUUUAUCGACUGCUUCGCAAUCAGUUCUAAUACACCUGUCUAAAUUCAAUGCUCAGUUCAGAGCUGGGCUUGAGUAUCCCAAACCCAAAGUUUGUUCAACUCCUAUCAAGGUUUCUGAAGAGCUGCGCUGGUAGCCGGCAGACCGCGUCUUCUUCUUCGCUUUCAUCCGAUAAAAUCAUCAUUCUUUUUUCGUAUUCAGCUGUUGCAAAUCAUAUACAUUAGGACGGCAGGUAUUUCUCGUCUAGGAGAAAAAAAAUAAAAAUUCACCUCCUGAUUAAGGAACAACUGAACAGGUUCGGGUUCGAAGGAACGUAGUCCAUGCUGAGUGAACUACGAGUAAGAAAAAUUUCUCCUCGCAAUAUUAAGCAAAAAAUGUACGAGGGAUUCAUUGUGCGAGCUGAGUUAGCAUUUUUUAAUCACAUUUUUUUAAUGGAGUUGGUGGACGAAGAUGGAUAAAAAUUGAUGGCCGUCGUUUAGUAUACAUUCUGAUACACAAGUUCAUCAGAAUUUGUUGAUUUUCUGUUAUGACAUGGCAUUGGCGUUAUUGUUAGGAAAAAUCUAAAAAAUUGGCCUAUUAUGAUGAGUGAAUAGGUGCCAUAAUUGAAAUGUAAUUUUACUUGUUUUCGUUUUUUUCAUAAUCAUUACAUUAUUUCUCCGAUGUGCGAUGUACGCGUAUCUUUCCCGCUUUACUUAUUGUAAAUAUUGUACAUAAUAUAUAAGUUGGAGAUUUGUUCAUAAUCUUAAAUCUACUUACUUACCAAAACUCGAUGAAUAGGUAUUCGUUUUUUCUAGCGUGUUUUUUUUUUUACGUUCUCGAUACGAAAAGUGCAUAGGUUUACGCAUAAGUACAAGUAUUUUGGUAAUGAUGUAUUUUAAAGCGUUACUUUAUUUCUACAUUACGUUGUAGAUAGAAGAUAAGUGUGUGUUUGCCUACAAUCAGAAUAUUGUGUUUACCACCAAUUAACGAAAAUACAUAAAUGUGAUAACGAUAA
Planococcus citri (citrus mealybug) is the source of this 5166-nucleotide messenger RNA. RefSeq names its product G-protein coupled receptor Mth-like. The transcript has a single exon. Gene Ontology annotation, molecular function: G protein-coupled receptor activity. Gene Ontology annotation, biological process: G protein-coupled receptor signaling pathway; cell surface receptor signaling pathway. Gene Ontology annotation, cellular component: membrane. NCBI's taxonomy places the organism in Eukaryota, Metazoa, Arthropoda, Insecta, Hemiptera, Pseudococcidae. Bases 340 to 1311 code for a protein of 323 amino acids. The record is from RefSeq and is a predicted model, not a curated record.